GUCUACUACCAAUCUCAAAUCUUGGUCAUAUGUGCGUUUGUCACGGGUCGCUUUUGUACAUGCGAGGUGAUGACUAACCAUGCUGUUUAGCGAGUUAGCAGGUGAAGCCUAUGCCACUGAAGCGAUGUCAUUGUGUCAUUUGCCGAUCAAGAAAUACAUUAAUCGACGCUCGUAUUAUUCGUAAACAUUUACAAAAAUAUGGUAGCGAAGACUCACCAACUUCCUCUCCAUGGAAAGUACCGUCCAACGGAAAUUCCGACUCCGAAGACGAUGCACAGGCCGCGGCAGCUUGCUAUUUUACAUCGGCGUCGGACGCUGAAGGAUCUGAAUCUCAUAUAUUGGAAACAGUCCAAGAAGAAGAGAGUUCUGAUAUUGUCAACAACCUUCAUUUCCAAGAGGACGACGACAGUGCUACUUCAGAUGUCUGUUUUCAUGAAGACACGGACAGUAUAGAGGAUGAAACUAGUUCUGAUGAAUCAAGUAAUGAAAGUGAUCCUGAAGACAGCUGCAGUAGUUUGCCCUGGUCUUGUGAAUACAAUAAAACUGUAUACAGCAGCGGUGUAGCAGUACAAAAGUUACCCAAUUCCGAUCUUACCUUAUUGCAAUGAUUGGCAAUGAACUUUCACCUGUUUACAGCGCAUCCGUCAUCAAGUAAGCAAUCUUUUACAGAAAGUUUGCAGCUACAAAAAAGAUUGCAGUGUGAUUCUCAGGACAUUUUAACAUCAUCUUACUAUGAGGCCAGAAAGUUGAUAGAGUCAUACCUUGUGAAAAAGAAAAAAUACCAUGUGUGCAUCAAUGACUGUGUUGUGUUUCGAGAUACCAGCAAAUUCCAUUAUGCUAAUUUGAGCCAAUGUCCAACCUGUCAGCAUGAUCGAUAUGCUGAUGAGCGCGUCGCUAACAAAACAUUUAUAUAUGUACCAAUCGGUCCAAGACUUGCUAGAUAUUACGGGGAAACUAACUUGGCUAAAAUUGUGCAAUCACAUCCUGGAGAUAGUUAUGAUGACACUGAAAUGGGGGAUAUACACCAUUCACCAGCUUGGAGGACACUGUAUUCACCAGCAGGAUAUUUCCAGGGCGACAAAAUGGGAAUAUCGAUGGCUUUGGAAAUGGAUGGGGUUAAUCCUUUUCACAACAUUGGGGUCAUUUACUCGAUGACGCCAAUAAUGCUAACAGUGCUGAAUCUUCCACGACACAUGAGGAAUUCAUUUGGUAAUAUCAACCUUGUCGGGAUCAUUCCAGGUAACGGAAGGUCUGAAGCCACUUCACAAGAUGGUUAUGUGGAAGUACUUGUCGAUGAAUUGCUGUACUUGACUGAAUGUACAGCAUAUAGUGCAUAUCACAACGGUCAUGUUGAUGUGAAGAUAAAGCUGUUGCUACAUGUUUUAGAUUACCCAGGACUAAGUAAAUUAUUUAAACAACAUGGCAGUGGCAGUGUUCCUGGAUGUCAUUGGUGCUUGAUAAGAGGAAAACGGUGUAAACAUCUGGACAAAGUGAUAUACCUUUCAAACAGGUCAUUUUUACAGAGGGAUGACCCCAUCAGAAGCGACAAUUCACAUUUUGUGUCUAAAGAAAGUGAUCACACUCAGCGUCCAAAGGUGCGUUCUAUAGUUGAAGAAGAGGUGUAUCGUAAUGCAUUCGAACAUGCAAAAAACAAAACGUAGGCCAGUGUUAUUGCUACAGCUACAGGGUGUAAAAGUACAUAUCCAUUGUCACGCCUUCCUGAUCACAACAGAAUCGUUGAAAGCAAGCCGGACGCUUGUCAUACUAUAAAAGACAUUGUUCAGAAUAUCAUGAACUUGUUAACCUGUAGAAAUAUAAAUUUGACAAAGAUUUUAGAAACAGAAAAACAUGAAAGAAGACUUCACGUUAUUGAUCCAUCAUCUAGAGAUGCUAACAAUGUUGAAGAAUUGGAAACACCUCCUAGGCCAAAGAAGCGCAAGUCUCAAUCAUGUAACGAGAAAGCAUAUCCGUUCAUGCUAACUAAAGAAGAGAUCCAAUGUGCUGAUACAAGAGCUAAAAGUAUUCGCCCACCGUUAGGAUUUGGAUUAAAGCCGUCUCCCUUUUUUAGUAAGCCUGGCUCCCUCAAAUCUCACGAUUGGAAACAAAUCGCCUGUCAAGGAAUAUUUAAGUUCUGUUUGAAAGGCUUGUUAUCAGACAAAUGCAGACACACUUUGUAUGAUUUGUUUGAUAGUGUUAGUGAUUUAUGUAGAGAAAACCAAGACUUGGAUGAACUUGAUGACAUUGAAGUUAAACUGAAUAGGUCAUUGGCAGCGUUAGAACGAGACUUCCCACUCUCUUUACAGAAUAUUACUACUCAUUUGUUACAUCACAUACCAGACGGACUUAAAUUGUACGGGCCUGUAUAUAGUACAUGGAUGUUUG
Molecule: messenger RNA, 2382 nt
Organism: Mizuhopecten yessoensis (Yesso scallop)
Lineage: Eukaryota; Metazoa; Mollusca; Bivalvia; Pectinida; Pectinidae
Exons: 2
Coding region: 615-1661 (348 amino acids)
Source: RefSeq, a predicted model, not a curated record